Molecule: messenger RNA, 3306 nt
Organism: Castor canadensis (American beaver)
Lineage: Eukaryota; Metazoa; Chordata; Mammalia; Rodentia; Castoridae
Source: RefSeq, a predicted model, not a curated record
UAGAAGAAAGGGAAUUCUCUUCUCCCAUAAAGUGACCCUCAAGACCAUGUUUCACUUGCUCAAGAGAAGUUCUUUUUCUCUCCCGUCUCCUUUCAGGAAGAAGCACACUGCCAAGUCAACACCACCGGGCACCGUGAUUGCUUGAGACAAAAAUCCCAGCCACUGCUGGAAGCAAGUGGAGGAAGAGACAUGAGAUCUUAGUGGCCUCUGGCCCAGGAGUUGCAAGAUGGCAGCCCAGCGGAUCCGAGCAGCUAACUCCAGUGGCCUCCCUCGGUGCAAGUCGGAGGGGACCCUGAUUGACCUGAGUGAGGGCUUUUCAGAAACAAGUUUUAACGAUGUCAAAGUGCCUUCUCCCAGUGCCUUGCUAGUAGACAGCCCCACGCCUUUCGGAAAUGCGAAGGAAGUGAUUGCAAUCAGGGACUACUGCCCGACCAACUUCACCACCCUCAAGUUCUCCAAGGGUGACCAUCUCUACGUCCUGGAUACCUCGGGCGGGGAGUGGUGGUACGCGCACAACACCACUGAAAUGGGCUACAUCCCCUCCUCCUACGUGCAGCCCUUAAACUACCGGAACUCCACACUGAGCGACAGUGGGAUGAUUGACAAUCUUCCAGACAGCCCGGAUGAAGUCGCCAAGGAACUAGAUCUGCUUGGGGGGUGGACAGAUGACCAGAAAGGAUCCGGCAAAGCUUACAGUAAUAACCCUUUCUGGAACGGAAUCCAAACGAACCCAUUCCUGAACGGGAAUGUGCCACCCAGCUUGGAUGAGCUGAAUCCCAAAAGCACCGUGGACUUGUUGCUUUUCGAUACCGGCACGUCCUCAUUUACGGAAUCCAGCUCAGCGACCACAAACAGCACCGGGAACAUCUUUGACGAGCUCCCAGCCACAAAUGGACUCCCCGUGGAGCAGCCGGUCAAGAGAGACAACCCGUUCUUCAGAAGCAAGCGUUCCUACAGCCUGUCCGAACUCUCCGUUCUGCAAGCCAAGUCGGACGCUCCCACGACCUCGGGCUUUUUCACGGGCCUGAAGUCACCUGCUCCCGAGCAAUUUCAGAGCCGGGAGGAUUUUCGAACUGCCUGGCUCAACCACCGGAAGCUGGCCCGGUCUUGCCACGACUUGGACCUGCUCGGCCAAAGCCCGGGCUGGGGUCAGACCCAAGCAGUGGAGACGAACAUUGUGUGCAAGCUGGAUAGUUCUGGGGGCGCCGUGCAGCUCCCCGACACCAACAUCAGCAUUCACGUGCCCGAGGGUCACGUUGCCCCUGGGGAGACACAGCAGAUCUCCAUGCGAGCCCUCCUUGAUCCCCCGCUGGAACUCAAUAGUGACAGGUCCAGCAGCAUCAGCCCCGUGCUGGAGGUCAAGUUGAGUAACCUGGAGGUGAGCACCUUCGUCAUCCUGGAGAUGAAGGUCUCCGCCGAGGUGAAAAAUGACAUUUUCAGCAAGAGCACAGUGGGCCUCCAGUGCUUAAGGAGCGACCUGAAAGAGGGACCAUACGCGCCCAUCCCCCUGGCCUACAGCUAUGGGGAUACUGUCCAGGUGCAGCUAGAUAACCUGGAGCCCUGCAUGUACCUAGCUAUUGUUGCCCACGGCCCAAACAUCCUGUAUCCUUCCACAGUGUGGGACUUCAUCAAUAAGAGGGUCACCGUGGGGCUGUAUGGCCCCAAACAUAUUCACCCAUCCUUCAAAACGGUGGUGACCAUUUUUGGGCAUGACUGUGCCCCCAAGACCCUUCUGGUCAGUGAGGUCACCCGGCAGGCCCCCAGUCCUGCCCCUGUGGCCCUGCAGCUAUGGGGUAAGCACCAGUUUGUCUUGUCCAGGCCCCAGGACCUCAAAGUCUGCAUGUUCUCCAACAUGACCAACUUCGAGGUCAAGGCCAGCGAGCAGGCCAAAGUGGUGAGAGGCUUCCAGAUGAAGCUGGGCAAAGUGAGCCGCCUCAUCUUUCCCAUUACCUCCCAGAACCCCAAUGAGCUUUCUGACUUCACGCUGAGAGUGCAGGUGAAGGACGACCAGGAGGCCAUCCUCACCCAGUUUUGCGUCCAGACGCCACAACCGCCUCCCAAAAGUGCCAUCAAACCAUCCGGGCAGAGGCGGUUUCUCAAGAAGAAUGAGGUUGGGAAAAUUAUCCUGUCCCCCUUUGCCGCCACCACCAAGUAUCCCACGUUUCAGGACCGCCCCGUGUCCAGCCUCAAGUUCGGCAAGCUUCUCAAGACGGUGGUGAGGCAGAACAAGAACCACUACCUGCUGGAGUACAAGAAGGGCGACGUGGUGGCCCUGCUCAGCGAGGAGCGCAUCAGGCUGAAGGGGCAGCUGUGGACCAAGGAGUGGUACAUAGGCUACUACCAGGGCAAGGUGGGCCUGGUGCACACCAAGAACGUGCUGGUGGUGGGCAAGGCCAGGCCCAGCCUGCUGUCGGGGCCCGAGCUGAGCACGUCGGUGCUGCUGGAGCAGAUCCUCCGGCCAUGCAAGUUCCUCACCUACAUCUACGCCUCCGUGCGGACCUUGCUCAUGGAGAACGUCAGCAGCUGGCGCGCCUUCGCCGACGCCCUGGGCUAUGUCAACCUGCCGCUCACCUUCUUCUGCCGGGCAGAGCUGGACAGCGAGCCUGAGCGGGUGGCAUCUGUCCUGGAAAAGCUGAAGGAGGACUGCAACAACCCUGAGAACAAAGACCGGAAGUCCUUCCAGAAGGAGCUCGUGAUGGCCUUACUGAAAAUGGACUGCCAAGGCCUGGUGGUCAGACUCCUCCAGGACUUCGUGCUCCUCACCACAGCUGUCGAGGUGGCCCAGCGCUGGAGGGAGCUGGCUGAAAAGCUGGCCAAGGUCUCCAAGCAACAGAUGGACGCCUAUGAGUCUCCCCAUCGGGACCGGAAUGGGGUGGUGGACAGUGAGGCCAUGUGGAAACCCGCAUAUGACUUCUUACUCACCUGGAGCCACCAGAUCGGGGACAGCUACCGGGAUGUCAUCCAGGAGUUGCACAUUGGCCUGGACAAGAUGAAGAACCCCAUUACCAAGCGCUGGAAACACCUCACCGGAACUCUGAUCCUGGUGAACUCACUAGACAUCCUGCGAGCAGCUGCUUUCAGCCCCAUGGACCAUGAUGACUUUGUGAUCUGAGCGGGGCCCCUGCCCGCCUGAACUCUGGAGCUUGAGCUGUCCAUCCAUCUGUCUGUCCUAGGUGCCCAGCCAUCAGCAGCAGGAGCUCAGGCAGGGACGGAUAGCCGCUCAUACAGAGGUGUGGCCCCCAGGGGACCAAGGACAGGCGAUGCUGCUUCCUUCUCCGCCAUCCAGGGGCGGCCCUCAGGGGGGGU